AUGUUGGAACACCGUGACGAGUGGCAACUGGCAAGUGGUCGAGUAUUCCAGCUCCGCCUGCACUCCGACAAGAAGCCACAGCCUAAUUUGGAAUCACUCACUCCCGCCGUUCGCAAAACCACACGCAUCAAGACCCGACGCAUCAUGCAUACGCGGGGGGAGCCUCUGCGUAAAUGCCCCACCCUGAUCGGCUUUGCCAAAUGCAUUCACGGUAAUAUCUUCGUUCGAGCCGAAGACUUCAGGGAGGAAGACGAGAAGGAGCUCGCCGGGAAGGGACUUCGCCCGAUUUUCGCCAGUGAGAUCGUGGAGAAUGUGAAGGAUGCCGCUCCCAUGGCUCGCCUCGUCGAUAUGGACAACGCGGCAGAGCUUGAUCGCCGCAAGGCGGUAUCGCCCUCGUUCGUCGCAAGGAGAAACACCUUGAGAAUGAAUGAUGAACCUCUGCGUUUUCGGACGGGUACACCAAAGUUCAUCGCGCGCUCGCCUGCUGCCGGCCGCCUGCUUGUCACCAACCUCGCUUUCCGCCGCAUGCCCCAACUCGCAGGCGACCUCGCCGCGAAAUACCGUACAGCGCACUCCAAUGAUCCGUCUGGCUUGCGCAAAUUGGUCGACGCCCGCUCCACCAAGCACGGGGGCGUCUACGACGCAGACCACGUCGAGGAGACGUACGAGGCAACCCCAGAGCUGAUAGCCACAGCGUUCGCGCACCAUCCGCGCCACGAUGCAGAGUCCGUGUUUUGGUGCAUGGUCGUGUUCCUGCUGGUUGCUGUGCCCUUGGGAAGCCCAGACGAAGCUAUACCUGACGAUGCAGACGAUUUCGCGCUGGUUUGCGCGUGGAGGCAUAUCGCCGAUCAUCAGGCCGGCCCUUCGCAGGAUAUAUAUAUAUGCGAUAGUCGCGCGGGUCUGCUCGCUGCAGGCGAACUGUGGAACGAGUGGCUGCAUUGCAUUCCCGAGCUCGCGCAUGCUGGGCCGCUCCUCGCGGCGCUGGCGUCUCAGGUUUCCCCGGAGUGGGCGAUUCCCUCCUGGACCCGCCGCGGCGCCGCCGCGCCCGCUCCACCUCCACGAGGCGGUGCAGCGUGUUAUCCUCACCUCCAACAUAUCGACGUGUGGAAAACGGGCAAUCGCGAGUUUGAGUUUGAGUUUGAUACGGGGCGAGGUCGUACAACGCACCCCCCAGAUACGAGACGAUACGCGCGCGGGUCCCCGAAUGUGCGUAACGCCGAGUAUCGAGGGGCGGCACAGCGCCGCCGGCGCACGCAAGACGAAGCGGCAAUCGGGGCACCUGGGGCCGGAGGAGGAGUCCCAAGCGAAGAGGCAACGAUUGGCAAAGGACGCAAAGCAACAGGAUCCGGUCGGGCCUCAGGGCGUCCCCGCGACCCCACGCCUGGCAAUGGACGGCGUGAGCGCCCGUUUGAUGCCGAUACGGCCUACGAGAACCUCCCUUCGACACCAGGUUUGGCCUCUGCACGCUCGCGUCCCUUUGAUCAUGCUUCCAACGCUUGGAUGGCUUGGCUUUCAUUUGAUUAUUUGAUUAUAUCCGCCUUUCGUUGUUCGUUGCAUGCACUUCACCUCAUCAUGGUUAUUGCAUUAUCACAUCAGCAUUAA
Molecule: messenger RNA, 1602 nt
Organism: Pleurotus ostreatus (oyster mushroom)
Lineage: Eukaryota; Fungi; Basidiomycota; Agaricomycetes; Agaricales; Pleurotaceae
Exons: 6
Coding region: 1-1602 (533 amino acids)
Source: RefSeq, a predicted model, not a curated record